Messenger RNA from Carica papaya (papaya), 3639 nucleotides. Lineage: Eukaryota; Viridiplantae; Streptophyta; Magnoliopsida; Brassicales; Caricaceae. The record is from RefSeq and is a predicted model, not a curated record.
AUGGGGAUUAAAAAUGUCAUUUUUAGGUCUGCAGAUGGUGCAGAUAAAUUGUUGAUGUUCUUCGGGAGCUUAGGCAGCAUUGGAGAUGGAAUGCAGUACCCUCUCACCAUGUUUGUACUCAGUGAUGUGAUCAAUGAUUAUGGAAACUCGAAUACUGUCUCAUUAUCUAAUCAUACAGUUGACAUGCAUGCACUUAGGUUGCUUUAUGUCGCGAUUUUCGUUGGAUUUUCCUCCUUUGUUGAAGGAAUUUGCUGGACAAGAACCGCGGAGAGACAAACUUCUAGAAUGAGACUGGGAUAUCUCAAAUCUGUUCUCAGACAGGAUGUAAGUUUCUUUGACACACAAGCUGCUGAUUCUUCCACAACUUUCAAAGUUGUCUCAACCAUAUCUUCGGAUGCCAAUUCAAUUCAAGUUGCAAUAUGCGAGAAGAUACCUGAUUGCCUUGCAUAUUUGUCAACAUUCUUCUUUUGCUUGCUAUUUUCAUUUAUUUUGUCAUGGAGACUUGCAUUGGCAGCUCUUCCCUUCACCCUUUUGUUCAUUGUUCCGGGGCUUGUUUUCGGGAAGCUCAUGAUGGAUGUGAUAAUGAAGAUGAUUGAAGCUUAUGGGGUUGCUGGUGGAAUUGCAGAACAAGCAAUUUCCUCCAUAAGAACAGUAUAUUCAUAUGUAGCAGAGAAUCAAACAUCGAAUAGAUUCAGUUCUGCUCUUGAGAAGACACUGGAACUGGGAAUUAAGCAAGGUUUCGCAAAGGGUUUGAUGAUGGGGAGUAUGGGAGCCAUUUACCUUGGCUGGGCUUUUCAAGCUUGGAUUGGAAGUUACUUAGUCACUAACAAAGGAGAAAAAGGAGGCUCUAUCUUUGUAGCUGGGAUUAAUGUCAUCAUGGGUGGAUUGAGCAUCUUGGGUGCACUCCCUAAUCUAACUGCCAUUACUGAGGCAACAGUUGCUGCAACUCGAAUCUUCGAAAUGAUUGACCGGGUUCCAUCUAUAGAUACAGAAGACAAAAAGGGAAAGGCUUUAUCAUAUGUGAGAGGAGAAAUUGAAUUCAAAGAUGUCCAUUUUAGUUACCCAUCAAGGCCCGAUACACCAAUCUUACAAGGGUUGAAUUUAAAGAUCCCUGCAGGUAAGUCUGUAGGUCUUGUUGGGGGUAGUGGGUCUGGCAAGUCUACAACUUUUGCUUUGCUCCAAAGAUUUUAUGACCCCAUUGAAGGAGAAAUAUUCUUGGAUGGGUCCAAGAUCAGAAGACUUCAACUAAAAUGGUUGAGAUCUCAGAUGGGUCUGGUUAAUCAAGAACCUAUUCUCUUUGCCACAAGUAUUAAAGAAAAUAUACUAUUUGGGAAAGAAGGAGCAGCUUCAAUGGAUGAUGUGAUAAAUGCAGCUAAGACUGCAAAUGCACAUGAUUUCAUCACCAAGUUUCCAGAUGGAUAUGAAACUCAAGUUGGCCAGUUUGGUUUCCAGAUGUCUGGUGGGCAAAAGCAAAGAAUUGCCAUAGCAAGGGCUCUGAUCAGAGAUCCAAAAAUCUUGUUACUGGACGAAGCUACCAGUGCGUUGGAUGCACAAUCUGAGCGAUUAGUACAACAGACAAUUGAUCAAGCAUCUGUAGGAAGGACAUCAAUCAUCAUUGCCCAUCGUCUUUCCACGAUAAGAACAGCAAACUUGAUAUGUGUUCUUCAAGCUGGCAGAUUAAUUGAAUCGGGUUCACAUAACAAGCUUAUGGAAAUCAACGGAGAAUAUGCUAAGAUGGUAGAGUUGCAGCAAGCAGCAUUGCAAAAUGAAGCUUCAAGUGAUACCAGUAAUCAAAUGGAAGUGAGAAAUCAGUAUAGAAUUAGUGUUGCAGCGAGUCCAAUGAGUUUUAUACCAAGUGUACCAAAUACUCCAGUGAUAAACCCCCUUAGCCCUGCAUUAUCAAUUGGCACACCCUAUUCUUACUCCAUACAGUAUGAUCCUAAUUUUGAUAGUUUUGACGAAAACUUGAAACAACUAACUAAUCGUCGUCCCUCCCAAUGGCGUCUGCUGAAAAUGAACGCACCCGAAUGGGGAAGGGCCAUAGUUGGAUGUGUGGCUGCAAUUGGGUCAGGAGCAGUUCAGCCUAUAAAUGCCUACUGUGUCGGAUCACUUAUAUCAAUUUACUUCCGCCCCAAGAAAAGUGAAAUCAAGUCCGAAACAAGAACUUUAUCAUAUGUUUUCCUUGGAAUUGCUGCUCUCAACUUCACCUCCAGCUUGCUUCAACAUUACAAUUUUGCUGUUAUGGGAGAGAAAUUGACCAAAAGGGUAAGGGAGAAAAUGCUGCAAAAGCUGAUGACUUUCGAGGUAGGUUGGUUUGAUGAAGAAGAAAACACAAGUGCAGCCAUUUGCACAAGGCUAGCCACCGAAGCCAACAUGGUUAGGUCCCUUGUUGGGGACAGGAUGUCAUUGUUGGUUCAAGCCAUUUUCGGAUCUAUCUUUGCUUAUGCAGUGGCUCUUAUACUAAAUUGGAAGUUGUCUCUGGUGAUGAUUGCAGUGCAGCCAUUAGUGAUCGGGAGCUUUUACGCGAGAAGUAUGGUGACGAAGAGUAUGGCUAGCAAAGCUCAAAAAGCACAAAAAGAAGGAAGUCAGUUAGCAAGUCUUGGCCUUUUUAGCUCUCAAUUUUUCAACACAGCUUCUACAGCAUUAGCCUACUGGUACGGAGGGAGACUCUUAACGCAAGGUCUAAUAUCACCAGAGCACCUUUUCCAAGCAUUUUUGGUAUUGGUAUUCUCUGCAUAUAUCAUUGCUGAAGCUGGAAGCAUGACCAAUGAUUUAUCCAAGGGAAGCAAUGCUGUUGCAUCAGUUUUGGCAAUCCUUGACAGGAAAAGUGAGAUUGACCCGGAACACAUGUGGGGGUUAGAUAUAAAGAAAGAAAUAAAAGGUCGUGUAGAUUUAAAAAAUGUUUUCUUUGCAUACCCCUCCAGACCUGAACAGAUGAUUUUCAAGGGCUUGAGCCUUAGAAUUGAUAUAGCAAGAACAAUGGCAUUAGUGGGGCAGAGUGGCUCUGGUAAAUCUACCAUUAUUGGACUUAUUGAGAGAUUUUAUGACCCAUUAAAGGGAUCAGUUUUGAUAGAUGGUCAGGACAUUAAAAACUAUAACUUGAAAAUGUUAAGAACGCACAUUGCACUAGUCAGUCAGGAGCCAACACUAUUUGCUGGAACUAUCCGUGAAAACAUUGCUUAUGGGCGAGAAGAUUCAACAGAAUCUGAGAUUAAAAGAGCUGCAGUUCUCGCCAAUGCUCAUGAAUUCAUAAGUGGAAUGACAGAUGGGUAUGACACGUAUUGUGGAGAAAGAGGAGUUCAGCUCUCGGGAGGUCAGAAACAAAGGAUUGCAAUCGCUCGUGCCAUACUCAAGAAUCCAGCAAUCAUGCUACUAGACGAAGCAACAAGUGCACUUGAUAGUAUAUCUGAAAGCUUAAUUCAAGAAGCACUUGAGAAUGUCAUGGUUGGAAGAACUUGUGUGGUUGUUGCACAUAGACUAUCAACAAUACAGAAAUCGGAUUCCAUAGCUGUUAUCAAGAAUGGAAAAGUUAUCGAACAAGGAUCACAUAAUGAACUGAUUUCUUUAGGCCAUGAUGGAGCGUAUUACAGAUUCGUUAAAUUGCAAAACAGCGAUACAUCUCCUUAUCGAUCAAUCUGA